CCCCCGCGCUGCUUUACGGCACUCGCUCCGCCCCUCCAGGUGCGGGAAGUCCGAAGCCGACAAUCAUGGCCGCCGCCUACUGUGUCCGCCAGCCUGCGGCUCUCUUGGCGGUGUUGUUGCUCUUGUCCUUCGGCAGCCUGGCCGCUAGUCAGAUCGAGGAUCAAGCAGAACAAUUCUUUAGAAGUGGCCAUACAAACAACUGGGCUGUUUUGGUGUGUACAUCUCGAUUCUGGUUUAAUUAUCGGCAUGUUGCAAAUACUCUUUCUGUUUAUAGAAGUGUCAAAAGACUAGGUAUUCCUGACAGUCACAUUGUCCUAAUGCUUGCAGAUGAUAUGGCAUGCAACCCUAGAAACCCGAAACCAGCUACUGUGUUUAGUCACAAAAAUAUGGAGCUAAAUGUGUAUGGAGAUGAUGUGGAAGUGGAUUAUAGAAGCUAUGAGGUAACAGUGGAGAAUUUUUUACGGGUGCUAACUGGGAGGAUCCCACCUAGUACUCCUCGGUCAAAACGCCUUCUUUCUGAUGAUAGAAGCAAUAUUCUUAUUUAUAUGACAGGACAUGGUGGAAAUGGUUUCUUGAAAUUUCAAGAUUCUGAAGAAAUUACCAACAUAGAACUUGCAGAUGCUUUUGAACAAAUGUGGCAGAAAAGACGCUACAAUGAACUACUGUUUAUUAUUGACACUUGUCAAGGAGCAUCCAUGUAUGAGCGAUUUUAUUCUCCUAACAUAAUGGCUCUGGCUAGUAGUCAAGUGGGAGAAGAUUCUCUCUCGCAUCAACCUGAUCCUGCAAUUGGAGUUCAUCUUAUGGAUAGAUACACAUUUUAUGUCUUGGAAUUUUUGGAAGAAAUUAAUCCAGCUAGUCAAACUAAUAUGAAUGACCUUUUCCAGGUAUGUCCUAAAAGUCUGUGUGUAUCUACUCCUGGACAUCGCAUUGAUCUUUUCCAGAGGGAUCCUAAAAAUGUCCUGAUAACUGAUUUCUUUGGAAGUGUACGGAAAGUGGAGAUUACAACAGAGACCAUUAGUUUGCAACUGGAUUCAGAAAUCAUGGAGAGCAGCUUUAAGGAAGACCGAAUGGAUGAAGAGCUAAUGGAACCUCUUAAAUAUGCUGAACAACUUCCUGUAGCUCAGAUAAUACACCAGAAACCAAAGUUGAAAGAUUGGCAUCCUCCUGGAGGUUUUAUUCUGGGAUUAUGGGCACUCAUUAUCAUGGUUUUCUUCAAAACUUAUGGAAUCAAGCAUAUGAAGUUCAUUUUUUAGACUUUGAUAGAUGAAGAAGAAAGCAUGGAAGACUACAACCUUGGAUAAAAAUUUCUGUCAUAUGAUUUUAAAGAUACAAUUCUCUUUGCAUGAAUUGGAGAAAACUAUAAAGAAACUAAAUUUAAAUAAGCUGUUGAUAACUAAAAGAAAAAUAAUUGUUAAUGCAGUUGCUUAAUGGCACCAAUUAUAUUUCAACUUUAUUUUGUGUGUUAUAAAAACAACUGGGGCAGAGAAAUGGGAAUGUACUGAUUGAUUUUUUUUAGAAUAACAAUUUCCCUAUAUCUCCUGUUUAUUCAAAAAAGAAAAAAUUGUGAAGUCAUGAAAUUCUGAUAGAAGCAACUUUUUAAAUAAUUAUGUGUCCUCCUGGUCAUUUUAUUUUGCAAUUAUUUUCCCCAAGUGGAGAUCAUACAGGAAACCACUUUUAUAAUUUAUCCUUUUUCAUUUUACUAUAUAUAAUGUUUCCCUUUCAUUGGAUAUUCAAGAAUGCCUUGUGAACUGCUGCAUAAUACCUGUUAUAUGAGUGUGUAGUCCUUUAUUUGACAGCCUUAGACUGUUGGACUACUGACCUUGUUCCCGAAGUUUUCCUUUGAUUGAUUCUUUAAUGUAUGAACCUAUUAACAUGUUACUUUCAGUCACUCAUAGAAUUCUGUAGCUUUAAUUAUAAGAUUAACAAAUUGAUUUCUUAAUCUAUGUCACUGACAGUCUCCAGUACCUUGUUUGUGGUCAGUGUAUCUGUGACUUUGUAGCUGUUGGGAAUUUUACAUAUUGAUUGCUCAACAGAAGCACACUCCAUUAUUUUUGACUUCUAAGUGUUAUAAUCUUUCAGAAUUGGUCACCUCCUUUUCAGUUUCUCACUUGAAACAGACAUCCAGCAAAAACUUUUAUUUCAUUUUGUUUAAGAUAAAUCUUGCCUACUGGCAGGAUCUGUACUUUGCCUGAAAACAAUCCCAUAAAAUGGGUGACCUACUUAACUCUGUCUUCACAUUUGACUAAUGGGUUACACAGGCAUUAAGUCCUUUCAAUUUUUAAGCCUAACAGCCAGCUUCACAUCUUUCCCAUGGAUAUGUUAUUGAGAUUCUGCUUUCUGAUUGUGAUUUCUUUUUAAAUUUUUGCAUGUGAAGAGGGAAAGGGCUGAAUGCUCAGUUCUCUUGUCUCGAGGAAAACCUUUAUAUGUGUUUUACCUAUUUUAUCCAAGAACUUAUGUGUUCAUCUUUAUUCAUUGUGGUUAUCUGUCUUAUAAUGGUAGAUAACGUUAAGAACAACUCAUCCACCACCGUAAAAGCUCCUAAAAGCAAUAUUACUUAGAAUUUCCCUUUUUUUUUAAACUAAAUGGACUUUUAUUUGUUUUAAAAUCAUUAAUCAUUCAAAGCUAAAAAAGUGUACUUUUUUUUUAAACUUUAACAUUGAUUACAGGAUGAAUGCCUCUGGUUAUAUUAACAAUGGAGUUAAUUUCCUUUGCUCUAGAUAGUGUUCUAUUUUUCCACAGAAACUUUUCAUUUAAGGUGUAGAAACUUCAUUCAUUUAGUAAAUAAUUUGUUUUCCUUUUAGCACUUAAAAUAUUGUCCUUUAAUAACAUGCAAAAUGGUCAGACUUUUUCACAGACAAGGGAUUGAAUAUGUGUAUCUCCCUUAGAGCGAAUGAUAAAGAGGCUUUCAUUAGUUCUAAAUCUUCACUUGAAUUAUUUAUUUUAUUGGUGUACCAUACAAGAAGAUAAUGUGCAUUUUCCACCAACUUUUUGAAGAUCUCAUGUAAAUGAAGCAAGACAACUUUAUCUGAUUGUAUAGGGGAGAAUUUUUUUGUACCUAUUUGAAUAGCGUGGUCACAGUAGCAUUAACAGACAAAAAGACUGGCCAUGUCAUCUUCCAGUCACUUACUUAAGGUCGUGAAUACUAUGGUGGAGUGGAGCGAUUUAGAGAAGUAAAGGAAUUAUGAUUUUCACGAGCCAAAGUGAUUUAGCUAGAAUAAAAUGAAGCAUACCCUGAUGGUAAAGACUGUUAGAAAGUAAAAGAAUUCUUCCUUUGAGGUUGUUAGAAGGUGCCUUUCUUACUUAAAACCAAACUGGGAAAAGUAAUACUGGAUAUAAUAUACAGGAUUAAUUUUGCCUAGGCAGGACUUCAAAGGGCAAUUAUUUUUUCUCUGUUUCAUUAUUGAAUUUUCAGAAUAUAGUUAAAGCAAAAGGCUUAAAAUAUGUUAAAUGUUUAGUCCAUGACCAUAAUCUUUUCACAUAAGGUAUAUUCUGUCUUCAAUAAUAAGCAAAUCCUCUGCACGGGAAUAUUGUAAGUGCAAUUAAAUGGCCUAGAGUUUAAAUGAUUACAUAAAAGCACAUCAUUAAAUGCAUUCUGCUGGAGUCACAGUGAGCUAAACAAUGGGAAGAUGUUUGCUUUUUUGCCUUUGUCAGUGUUGUGCUGAGGAUCUGAUGAGAUAAUGUUAUGACUAAACACUUUGGAAAUCAGAAAUACAUGCUGAUAUUAUAUCCGUGUGGGAAGAUGCCUGGGGCGGGGGUGGGGGGGAGUUAACGGUGAUAGUGUCCCUCUUCAUGUAGCACUUCUUUAGCUUUCUAAGCCACUCAAUGUGUCUCUUGUUCUUCUCGGUAUUCCUUUUCUCCUCCUCGAUGGUAUCCUUCAGGGAGACAAGAUGUGUAUAAAUGGACCCCAGAAAACCUGUUCUGACAUUUCAGAGAGGGACAAG
Oryctolagus cuniculus (rabbit) is the source of this 3941-nucleotide messenger RNA. It is a transcript of the gene PIGK, whose product is annotated as phosphatidylinositol glycan anchor biosynthesis class K. Gene Ontology annotation, cellular component: GPI-anchor transamidase complex. The record is from RefSeq and is a predicted model, not a curated record. Gene Ontology annotation, biological process: proteolysis; attachment of GPI anchor to protein. NCBI's taxonomy places the organism in Eukaryota, Metazoa, Chordata, Mammalia, Lagomorpha, Leporidae. Gene Ontology annotation, molecular function: GPI-anchor transamidase activity.